Vicia villosa (hairy vetch) is the source of this 789-nucleotide messenger RNA. RefSeq names its product NDR1/HIN1-like protein 13. NCBI's taxonomy places the organism in Eukaryota, Viridiplantae, Streptophyta, Magnoliopsida, Fabales, Fabaceae. The transcript has a single exon. The record is from RefSeq and is a predicted model, not a curated record. Gene Ontology annotation, cellular component: plasma membrane. Bases 1 to 789 code for a protein of 262 amino acids.
AUGGCAGGGCAGCGGGCCUCACAAAUCAACAACGGCAUCAUCACCACCACCGACAUCAUUGUCGACAACGAUGUUCUCUCACCGCCACCAUCAUUGCCACCACCACCAGGCCGUGCCCGCUAUGACAACAUGUACAUCGUUCAAUUCCCAAAAGAUCAAGUCUACCGUGUUCCACCCAGCGAGAAUGCAUUGAUCGUUGAACGUUACCGUAACGUUCCAAAAACCACCGAUGUAACAAGUCGAAAUUUUUGUUGCUGUUGUUCCCUUCGUUUCUGGCUCACAAUUGCUAUAAUCCUCGUUACCAUCUUUGCCAUUGUUGGAAUAGCCAUAGCCAUCUUGUUCUUCAUUUUCAACCCAUCCGGACCCACUUUCGCUGUCAACCAUAUGGAUUUCAAAAACGUUACCGGGCCACCAGAUUAUGAAAUAUCUUUGAGGGCUAAGAACCCUAAUCACAGGUUGGGAAUGAUUUACGAAAGUUCCGAGGUUUCUUUGAUUUACGAGGACAUUGAGGUUGGCACAGGAAAAUUUCCAAUCUUGUUGGAACAAGGGAGACAUGCUAUGACACAGUUUAAGGUUGAUGUAACGGGAAAGCGCCCAUUGCCCAAGAAAAUGAAGACCACAGGCUUGGAUUUUGAAUUGGAUACGAAUCUUUGUGUGAGGAUUACGGCUUUGAAACUGAGCACGUGGAUUAUGAACGCUAAUGUUGUUUGUAAGUUUAAGGUUAACAACCUUGGGAGCGAUACGAGAAUCUUGUCGCAACAAUGUGACACUAAUUUCAGACAAUAUUGA